Fibroporia radiculosa is the source of this 2586-nucleotide messenger RNA. RefSeq lists its product as uncharacterized. Gene Ontology annotation, cellular component: nucleus; transcription repressor complex. The record is from RefSeq and is a predicted model, not a curated record. Bases 1 to 2586 code for a protein of 861 amino acids. The transcript is spliced from 4 exons. Lineage: Eukaryota; Fungi; Basidiomycota; Agaricomycetes; Polyporales; Fibroporiaceae. Gene Ontology annotation, molecular function: protein binding. Gene Ontology annotation, biological process: negative regulation of transcription by RNA polymerase II.
AUGAAAGACGAACUGUGCUUCAAUAUCUGCCGCAUAGAAAGCUCCUACCUGCCUAACUCUGCCGUUGGCGACUUAGAGGAGCGCAUACGUACUCGGAUCUCUCCUGCGCUGCAAUAUUCCUGCCGAUUCUGGACUAUGCACGUCACGGCUACGUUGUUCCAAUCAUUGUUAGCGGACAAAGUGCAAUCCUUGUUCAAUGACGAACGUAUGCUGUUCUGGCUGGAAGUGCUGUCUCUGUUGAAGAAUCUGAGUGGACCCGCUUCGACGUUGUCUUCAUUGUGGUCUUGGUUAAAGGGCGAUCAUGAUUACGCGGAACUCAAGAAUGCAAUCGCCGACACGGAACGACUGAUCCGCAUCUUUGCCUCACCGAUGCUGUAUAGCACGCCACAUCUUUAUCUAUCUGUCCUACCUCUUACUCCAGCCCAAUGCCACAUUGCUCAAACACUAUGUACCAGGUUUCCUCGAGCCAUGGUCGUUGCUGCAGGAAGGAUGGAUAGAUGGCCAUCGCUUCAGAGCACACUUCGUGGGCAUACAGACCGAGUCAUUUCUGUUGCAAUCUCACAUGAUCGCCGACGGAUUGUGUCCGCAUCGGAUGACGGGACGAUCCGGGUCUGGGAUGGGGAGACAGGCCUGCAACUUGGCUCGCCUCUCAAGGGGCAUACAGGCAUGGUCACGUCUGUCGCAAUCUCGCACGAUGGCCGACGGAUUGUGUCCACAUCGGAUGACGACACGAUCCGGAUCUGGGAUGGGGAGACACACCAGCAAUUGGGCUCACCUCUCGAGGGGCAUACGAACUUUGUCACGUCUGUCGCAAUCUCGCACGAUGGUCGACGGAUUGCGUCCGCAUCGUUUGACGAGACGAUUCGGGUCUGGGAUGGAGAGACAGGCCAGCAGUUAGGCCCGCCUCUUGAGGGGCAUACAAACAUUGUCACGUCUGUCGCAAUCUCGCACGAUGGCCGACGGCUUGUGUCCGGAUCAAGUGAUAAGACAAUCCGGGUGUGGGAUAUAGAGACAUGCCAGCAAUUGGGCCCGCCUCUCGAGGGGCAUACAGAGAUUGUGUCUGUUGCAGUCUCGGGCGAUGGUCAACGGAUUGUGUCCGUAUCGGAUGACGAGACGAUCUGGGUAUGGGAUGCGGAGACACGCCAGCAACUAGGUUCGCCUCUUGAGGGGCAUACAGAAUGGGUCACGUCUGUCGCAAUCUCGCACGAUAGCCGACGGAUUGUGUCCGGAUCGAAUGACAACACGGUCCGGCUGUGGGACGCGGAGACACACCAACAACUGGGCUCGCCUCUCGAGGGGCAUACAGACUGGGUCACGUCUGUCGCAAUCUCGCGGGACGGCCGACGGAUUGUGUCCGGAUCAAAUGACGAGACGAUCAGGGUCUGGGAUGCGGAGACACGCCAGCAAUUGGGCUCGCCUCUAGAGGGUCAUACAGCCCGGGUCACGUCUGUCGCAAUCUCGCACGAUGGCCGACGGCUUGUGUCCGGAUCGAGUGACAAGAUGACCCGGGUGUGGAAUGGGGAGACGGGCCAGCAACAUGGCCAGCCUCUUGAGGGGCAUACAGAAACUGUCACGUCUGUCGCAAUCUCGCACGAUGGCCGAUGGAUUGUGUCCGGAUCAUUUGAUAGGACAAUCCGGGGGCAUACAGACAUUGUCACGUCUGUCGCAAUCUCGCACGAUGGCCGACGGAUUGUGUCCGCAUCGUGUGACGAGACGAUUCGGGUCUGGGAUGGAGAGACAGGCCAGCAGUUAGGCCCGCCUCUUGAGGGGCAUACAAACAUUGUCACGUCUGUCGCAAUCUCGCACGAUGGCCGACGGCUUGUGUCCGGAUCAAGUGAUACGACAAUCCGGGUGUGGAAUGGGGAGACAGGCCAGCAACAUGGCGAGCCUCUUGAGGGGCAUACAGAAACUGUCAUAUCUGUUGCAAUCUCGCACGAUGGUCGAUGGAUUGUGUCCGCAUCAGAUGACUGGACGAUCCGUGUGUGGGAUGCAGAGACAUGCCAGCAAUUGGGCCCGCCUCUCGAGGGGCAUACAGAGGUUGUGUCUGUCGCAAUCUCAGGCGAUGGUCGACGGAUUUUGUCCGUAUCAGCUGACAAGACGAUCCGGGUGUGGGAUGCAGAACCAUGGCUGCAAUCAGAGCAAUCUCAGACGGCGCCUUCGGGAAUUGCUGACUCUGUCUUGAUCUCUCACAACGGCAGGUAUCCUUCAUCUUCAUUGUUGGACCCCUCGGUCAUGGUGAAUGACGUGCGGGGCACUGUCCAUAUGCCUCUAUAUAAUCUCAAGACCCCCUCAUCUACUAUCGGCUUUCUUGGCCAUCGUACAAUGUGUUUCUCAUCUAAUCCUUCCCAUGUUCUUGGUCCUCCAUUCCCAUAUCUGCAGGGUCAUUCAACGUUUUCGCCAUAUCCCAAUGAUGAGGGUUGGGUGGUCGGCUCCAAUGGUGAGCUGCUUUUCUGGGUCCCAGUCGAUUCUCGGAAUACUAUGUAUUACCCGGGAAACACCUCCGUAAUUCCCAAUAGUGGAUUGCAGCUUGAUCUGAGUAGAUUUGCUUAUGGGCCAUCAUGGCAGGACUGUCGUAGUGUAGAUUGA